Gopherus flavomarginatus (Mexican gopher tortoise) is the source of this 1191-nucleotide messenger RNA. Its product is annotated as zinc finger protein 253-like. The record is from RefSeq and is a predicted model, not a curated record. Gene Ontology annotation, biological process: regulation of DNA-templated transcription. The transcript is spliced from 6 exons. NCBI's taxonomy places the organism in Eukaryota, Metazoa, Chordata, Testudines, Testudinidae. The coding region runs from base 310 to 1191 and encodes 293 amino acids.
GGUUGAAUGGUAACAUAAAAUCUCCCCACAUGUUAAUGCUUGUCCAUUAUAUUGGCAAAUAUUUAGUUUGUGCCCCAUUUUUUCCUCAGUUCUGAAAUACUGAUAUCAAAUUCUCAAAAAUCUUCCCGCUUUUCUCUCCAGGUGUGUGACUGAGAUCAGGGCUCUUAUCGUACUGAGCGUGGCCGUGUUCUGCCAGGCACUGAAGAGACCCCCACAUGAGAUCAGACCCUACUGUUGUGCCAGGCUAUAGAAUAACGUCGACGUUUGCUCCAGAUCAUCCCAUCCUCCCAGGGGAAGGAAUUGGCUGCAAUGGAGCUGGCUCAGAGGCUGGUGACCUUCAAGGAGGUGGCUGUGUAUUUCACCAGGGAAGAGGGGUCUCUGCUGGACCCCACUCAGAGAACCCUCUACAGAGAUGUCAUGCAGGAGAACUAUGAGACGGUGGUCUUGCUGGGGUUUCCGAUUACCAAACCUGAUGUGAUCUCGCAGCUGGAACGAGGGGAAGAGCCAUGGGUCCUGGACCUCCGGGGCUCUGAUACAAAAGUGCUCCUGAGAGCUGCCCGCACAGGGAGUCACUUAUGUCUGGAUUCUCUCUGCAUCCCAUCAAGUGAUGGGAUGGUGUGUGAGAAUGAGGCAAAACCCCAGCAGGAAGAUGCUGAGCAAGUAGGAUACUAUGGGAUAUUAUCAGGAAGCUCCAAAGGGAAUGAUUCUGGGAAUGAUUCCAGGAGUUUUGCACUCCCAGAAAAAACAAAAGCCUGUGAGAGUCAACAUAGGCCAGAGGAAGACUUCAGUAGCCACUCAGACCUUAUUACACGUGAGAGCAUCAACUUGAAAAAGACACGCUACACAUACCAUGAGCGUGGGAAAAGCUUCAGUGGGAGUUCAGCUCUCAUCUUACAUCAGCGAAUCCACAUAGGAGAGACGCCCUACACAUGCUCUGAGUGUGGGAAAAGCUUCAAUCAGAGCUCUGCCCUGAUCACACAUCAGAUUAUCCACACAGAUGAGAAACCUUAUGGAUGCUCCGAGUGUGGAAAACGCUUCAGUUGGAGCUCACACCUUAUCAGUCGUAGGAGAAGCCACACAGCCCCCUCUCCCCCGCUGCCCGCUCACCCGCCCGCUCGCCUCCUCAGCCCCCCACGGCUCACCUGCCUGCUCGCCUCCUCAGUUCUCCUCCCCCACCGCCAGCUCACCUGA